CAUCUUGCAGUUGCUUCCCAGUUUAGAUACACGACAGUAAGCCAUCUCAGACGAACUCUAGCUAGGAGCUUCCUAGCUAGCUAUGGCUUCCACGGCGAGCUUCUUGGCCGCGAUCAUGGUGUGCGCGGUCCUCUCCAGCAACACGUGCCAUGGCACACGCAACUUGGCCGACACUACUCCUCCGGCUUCCCCUACCGCUGCUCCUGUCCCUGGCAUCCCAGCGGUGCCGACCUUGCCGGCAGUGCCCACGGUGCCGGCCGUGACUGUGCCGCAGGUGACACUGCCGCCUAUGCCGGCUGUGCCUGUUCCCACGGUGCCAGCUGUGACCGUGCCACCUAUGUCAACCAUGCCCACCGUGCCGCAGGUGACACUGCCGCCUUUGCCGGUUGUUCCUUCCGUGCCCAAGAUGACGAUGCCCCCGAUGCCUUCCAUUGUCGUGCCAAAGUUGACCAUGCCGCCGAUGCCCGCAAUUGUUGUGCCGAAGGUGACAAUGCCGCAGAUACCUGCCAUCCCGAGCAUCAAUGUGCCUAUGCCGUUUCUGGCGCCGCCUCCGUCUGCAUAGGCGCCUCUCAGCACACACGACGGUUCUUUUGCCAUGUCGAUACUUGGCGCACUUCAUGUUGCAAUGGCUACAUCACUGUGGUUGUUACUGCUACCACAGAGUAUUUGUUCUUUUCAAGUGUAUGUCUUACAUUUUAAGCCUUAUGUUUUUUAAUUCUGUAUACACGUCGACAUAUGUAUUGUUAGUUUCCAUUGAUGGUUGAGGUUGUCCCAUUGUAGGUAUGCAACAUUUCUACGUGUAUAUGUUACAUUUACAUCACAUUCUCAUCAUAUUUAUCUAUA
This is a messenger RNA of Triticum dicoccoides, 843 nucleotides long. RefSeq names its product protein app1-like. NCBI's taxonomy places the organism in Eukaryota, Viridiplantae, Streptophyta, Magnoliopsida, Poales, Poaceae. Bases 83 to 562 code for a protein of 159 amino acids. The transcript has a single exon. The record is from RefSeq and is a predicted model, not a curated record.